Molecule: messenger RNA, 1381 nt
Organism: Paramecium pentaurelia
Lineage: Eukaryota; Ciliophora; Oligohymenophorea; Peniculida; Parameciidae
Source: the annotation of a GenBank genome assembly
AUGUAAUAAUAAUCAUCUCCUAAAAUUAUUGAUAUUGCUAUUAGUACAGAAAUGCUUGGUCGUUAUGCUUAAUAUAAGAUUCAAGUUGAUCAAAAUAUUAUUUCUAGAAGGUUUAAUGAUUUUGUCCAUUUUUAUGAUGCAUUGCUUACUAAUUAUCCUGGACUAUUUGUUCCUAGACUCCCUGAAAAAUAAAUUAUGGUAACUUUCUAAUGAGAAUGUUAGGGAAAUCUUGGAGAAGACUUCUUACAAGUCAGAAGAAGAAUGCUCUAAUAUUUCUUGAAUUCAAUAUUCAAAAGGAAAAUCUUAUGGAAUUCACCAUAAACAAAAUAAUUCUUUAAUGAAUAGAACUAAACUUGGUUACCAUUAAAUAAUGUAAGUUUAUCAUUAUAAGAAAAAUAUAAAUAAAAUGCUCCUGAUUGUUCUAAUGUAACCAAUAUAAUUAAAUAAAGAUAGAAAUUACAUUAGAUAUGAAAUGUGAAUAUUAUGAUUUUUAAUCAUUUGUAGUAAAAGUUAAGCCAAUGAUAGAAAAUUUUAAAAAAAUGUGCAAUAAUUAUGUGACUGCCAAAACAAAUUUCAAUACAGAAAAAUUAAUUUUUGUGAAUUAUGUACUUCCAGAAUUUGAAAAGAAUUUAUUGUAUAAAAGUGAUAAGAAAUUUUUUGAAAAAAUAAAACCUUUAGAUUUGAUGAAGAAUUAAAAAUAUGAUAAAGUUCGUAAAUUUUAAAGUGAUUAAAUUUUAAUUGAUUUAUAUAUUAUGGAGAGUGAUAUAGAGGUGAUAAAAUACUAGAAAUAUAUUAGUCUUAUUUAAUUUCAUUUGAAUAGAUAAGGAAAUGGGAAGAGAAGAUCAUAUAAUAAGAGGAUAAAAUUAGAUAAUCUCAAUUAGAUUUAUAAUAAACUAUUAAUAAUUAGAGAAACGCAGUAGCAAAACUAUUCUUCGGAUCAAAAGAAAAAGAGAUUUCAAAAUUUCAGAAUUAGAUUUAUCAAGUAAUUAUAUUAGAUAUAUUAUUAUUAUAGUAUUCUAAAAGCAUAGAGGAAUUAAAGGAUUUGAUUAAUAUCACAAUAGGUUAAAUGUGUUUAAUUGAAAUUCCUGAUUUCAUAAAAGAGAAAUAAUAUAAUUUUUUUAAACUAAUAAAGUUUAUAGGUUAAUAAGAGAUAGAACAGAUAAGUAUAACAGCCGAUUAUUGGCAUAGCAUUUUAGAUUCACGUUUAAUAUCUCAGAUUGAAUAAUAGUCAAUAAAAGAUUCAGUUAUUAUAAUAGAGUAGAAAUUAGAGGAUUAAAGUUAGUAAAUAAAUGAAGAAGAGAAAAGUUAGAAUUAAGAAAAUAAGGAUUAAAAGAGCAAUAUGAUAUUGUAAUAGUAGAAAUAAUAAAGUGAAUAAAAUUGA